Nelumbo nucifera (sacred lotus) is the source of this 2141-nucleotide messenger RNA. Its product is annotated as eukaryotic translation initiation factor 3 subunit D-like. NCBI's taxonomy places the organism in Eukaryota, Viridiplantae, Streptophyta, Magnoliopsida, Proteales, Nelumbonaceae. Gene Ontology annotation, molecular function: translation initiation factor activity. The record is from RefSeq and is a predicted model, not a curated record. Gene Ontology annotation, cellular component: cytoplasm; eukaryotic translation initiation factor 3 complex. Gene Ontology annotation, biological process: translational initiation.
UUCAUACUUUCUUCAUUCACUCUAGGAGUCCAUCUAGGGUUUAUGAGUUGCUUGUUCCUCGUUUCACUCUCCUCUUUCUUUCUCAUCUCUGCGAAUCAUCCACGCCCACUCUACUGAUCACAAACCAAACAAAGCUAAUCUCUUCUUCUUCUUCUUCCCACAAUGGUAGGUUUCGAGGUGGGAGCAGUUCCCUUCAAUCCGGACGGAUGGGGACCGCCGGACACACCCGCUCCGCUCCUCUCUAAUCACCCCAGUAACGUCCCCUUCGCUCCCUUCUCACGUUCGGAGAAACUCGGUCGCAUCGCUGACUGGACACGCAACUACAACCCAUCUCGCAACAACCCCCGGAACCCCUCAGAUGCUGUUUUCGAUUUUGCCCUGGACGAAUCUUCCGCUGCCCUUGCCGCCGAUGAUGAUUCUACUUUCCGCCUCGUCGACGGCAAGCCCCCUCCGCGCCCCAGAUUCGGCCCUAGGUGGCGUUUCCAACAGCAACGCCAGCUGCCUCAACGCCGUGACGAAGAAGUCGAAGCCCGCAAGCGCGAAGCUGAGAAAGAACGUGCCCGCCGCGACCGCCUCUACAAUCUCAACCGCUCUGGCUCUAAUGUUCCCCGUCGUGAAGCUGCUGUCUUCAAGUCAUCCGUCGAUAUUCAGCCGGAAUGGACCAUGCUUGAUCAAAUCCCGUUCUCUACAUUCUCAAAACUGUCUUUCUCAGUUCCGGACCCUGAUGACCUCCUUGUUUGCGGUGCUCUCGAAUUCUAUGACCGAUCCUAUGACCGUGUUAAUCCUAAGAACGAGAAACGUCUGGAGCGCUUCAAAAACCGCAACUUCUUUAAGGUUACUACCACCGACGAUCCCAUCAUCCGCCGCCUUGCCAACGAGGAUAAAGCAACUGUCUUUGCUACUGAUUCGAUUCUUUCGACUCUGAUGUGUGCCCCCAGAUCGGUUUACUCCUGGGAUAUUGUCAUUCAGCGAGUUGGGAAUAAGUUGUUUUUCGAUAAGAGAGAUGGUUCGCAGCUUGAUCUGCUUUCUGUUAAUGAGACAUCGCAGGAGCCACUGCCGGAGGCCAAGGAAGAUAUUAAUUCUGCAUAUUCUUUGAGUGUCGAGGCUGCUUAUAUUAACCAGAAUUUCUCACAGCAGGUUUUGGUUAGGGAUGGGAAUAAGGUGACCUUUGAAGAGCCAAAUCCAUUUGCUGCUGAAGGGGAAGAAGUUGCUUCUGUUGCUUAUCGCUACAGGCGGUGGAAGCUUGACGAUGACAUGUAUCUUGUUGCACGGUGUGAGGCCCAGAGUGUCUCAGAUGUGAAAGGGCAGAGGUCUUUCUUGACUUUGAAUGCGCUCAAUGAGUUUGAUCCCAAGUAUUCGGGAGUUGACUGGAGGCAGAAGUUGGAGACACAGAGAGGAGCUGUGCUGGCUACUGAACUGAAAAACAAUGCAAACAAACUUGCUAAGUGGACUGCUCAGGCAUUGCUGGCAAGUGCUGACGUAAUGAAGUUGGGAUACGUUUCAAGAGUUCAUCCCCGGGAUCAUUUUAAUCAUGUCAUCUUAUCUGUGGUUGGCUAUAAACCAAGGGAAUUUGCGACACAGAUCAAUUUGAACACCUCAAACAUGUGGGGGAUUGUUAAAUCCAUUGUUGAUUUGUGCAUGAAACUGAAUGAGGGAAAAUAUGUUCUAGUUAAGGACCCAUCCAAACCACAAGUAAGGAUUUAUGAGGUUCCUGCAGAUGCAUUUGAGAAUGAUUAUGUGGAGGAGCCAUUACCAGAGGAGGAACAAGUGCAGCCCCCAGCGGAAGAAGAUGCUAACGGUGGUGAGGCUAUUGCUUCUGCAAAUGAAGUGGAAGAAAAGGAAGUUGACGCUGAGGCUUGAAGGAUAUUGAGAGGACAAAGAUAUCAUUACAGAGGAGGCUAGAGAUCUCGGUCUCACAAAGACUUCCAUGUUUUUCCUGUCAUCGGCCAUUUGUAGGAACUAGGAAGGGGAAUAGGGAACUGUUCUUUGUUCGUCUUUGUUUAUUUUUUUUUUCCUUUUAUUUAAGAGUGUACCUAAAGGUGGAAUUUUAAGAGAACUGUUAAAUUUUGGUUCAUUUAUCAAGUUUAUGUUGUAAUUUUGCAAGAUAUAUUAGCCUUAUUCUAUAGUUCUCUCUUCGUUAA